GGCGGUGUGCGCCUGCGCAGAGCUAUCUUCCUCCUCUUUCGCCUCAGUCCGUCUUUCCAACGGCCAAUUCGGACCGGGAUGGCGGGGGCCCGAGAAGUGGUCACGGUCCAGCUGGGGCCCUACGCGGGCUGCGUCGGUGCCCACUGGUGGGCACUGCAGGAAUCCUCGUUCAGCUCUGACCCGGCGACUGCAAGAUCCGACGAGACCCUUCACCAUAAUGUUCUCUUCCGCCCGGGAAGGUCCUCCCAGGGACAGGAGACGUACACCCCCCGCCUCAUCCUCAUGGACCUCAAAGGGAACCUGGGCUGCUUGAAGCAGGAGGGAACUUUGUACCACGAUACCAAUACGGACACCCCCGUGGCCUGGAAGGGGGCUCUGACGACACACCGAGAAGAUCCGUCUCCUGUUCACCCCUUCCUAAAAGGCCUUGGCGGGUCGGAGGAUAACAGGUCUUCUGGUAGCGGCUUUUCUCCCAGGACCCUUCCCGGUGAUGCCGAGCGGCGGAACGAGACCCCAGAGACACUCCCCUCAGAGACCACGGCACACGUUUGGUCGGAUUUCCUCCGGACGUCUCUGCACCCCCGGACCACGUUCGCCAUCCAGCAGUACAGCCACGAAGGGGAUUCGAGCCAACUCGAGGCCUUUGGGCAAGGGGAAAAGCUGCUGCAAAGCGCUGCGUAUGCCGAGGAGCUGGAAGACCGGCUGCACUUCUACGUGGAAGAAUGCGACUACCUGCAGGGCUUCCAAGUCCUCUGCGACCUGCACAGCGGCUUUUCAGGCAUCGGGGCAAAAUUGACGGAACUGCUUCAAGACGAGUAUGCCGGGAAGGGCGUCCUGACGUGGGGGGUGGCUCCCACACACAAGUCUGCGGUUCCCCAGAAGAAUUUCUAUCGGCUCAUGAACACCGUCCUGGGAAUGGUCAGUCUGUCCAGCCACAGUUCGCUCCUCUGUCCCUUGUCGCUGAACGGGAGCCUGGGCCUCCGGACGGAGCCUCCUGCCACGCUGCCCUACCUGCGCUACGACGCCUCUCUGGACUACCACACCAGCGCCAUCCUGGCCACAGCACUAGAGACGCUCACCGUUCCCUACCGGCUCCAGGCCUCAACCAUCUCCAUGGCGAAUCUUGCCGAGGCUCUGAAUUUCUCCGGGAGGAAGGUAGCGGCUUCCAUGGCCGCCGUCCCGUUUCCGGUGAUGCGGGGACAAUCCCUUCCUGACGCUUUGUGCAGCCAGCAGCUUGCCGCGCCGUGGAGCUCCAUGUCUUCGUGCGGGGAGCAGAGCAAGAGCCACUGUUUUGCACAGUCUGUGGUGCUGAGAGGAAUCAGCAAGGAAUACCAAGUCAGCCGCCCCCCAUCGGGCACGGAACCCAAGUCUGUCCUGCACAUGUGCGACACCGGGCAGGAGGUGCUGGCCCGCUACUUGUACAUGGCCUCCCCCAGAACCUUCAGCACUUCACAUUUACUGCAGAGCCCUACCAGGCUCUUGGCCCCGUAUCCUCAGUAUUUCUCCCCUCUACUCAACAAGCAAGGGCUCCUCCUGGAGAAACCGCCACUGCACACCUCUGCAGCCGUCGAGAGCAUUCCAGUCUUCACCGCCCUCCAGUCGUCCGCCGUCCUGCGACGAACUCUUGGGAACCUUUACGAAGAGUUACACCAAGUAGACGUCCGGCGCUGGGCCAGCUUUUUUUCGGCGGGCGUCGAAUCAGACGACUUCCAGGAGGCCUUGGAGGAGCUGAGGACGCUCUCCCACUGUUACAGGCACAGCGAUGCGGCAGAAGAUUCGGAGGAUGAUCUAGACUGACGAUGCCUUUCGACGGUGCCUUCCACUGACAUUGCAGAAUAAUAAUAAUAAUAAUAAACUCCCUAAAGCAUC
Messenger RNA from Anolis carolinensis (green anole), 1869 nucleotides. RefSeq names its product misato mitochondrial distribution and morphology regulator 1 (gene msto1). The record is from RefSeq and is a predicted model, not a curated record. The coding region runs from base 79 to 1797 and encodes 572 amino acids. Lineage: Eukaryota; Metazoa; Chordata; Lepidosauria; Squamata; Anolidae. Gene Ontology annotation, cellular component: mitochondrion; cytoplasm. The transcript has 14 exons. Gene Ontology annotation, biological process: mitochondrion organization.